AUUCGUCAAAUCUAAUUAAAGCACACCGUUUUAGCACGCAAACUUUCGUUGCCUUUUCUCGUGCUCUACCCCUAAACCAGACGAAACCCCCAAAUUUGAACGCCACUCGCCUUCCUCCAUCCACCACGAUCAACCUGCACUACCACCUCAAACCCUAACAAAUUUCACCAUUAAUCAUCAAUUUCCAUGGCAUACGUAGACCAUGCUUUUUCUAUAUCAGAUGAAGACAUCAUGAUGGACUCUGAUUCUGUUUACACCUCCCACAACCGACCUCCGAUCAAGGAGAUCGCUCUCGCUGUCUCUCUUCUUGUCUUCGGCAUCGUCGGUAUCGUCUCCGGCAUUUUCAUGGCCAUCAAUCGUGUCGGUGGAGACACAGGCCACGGAUUGUUUUUUGCGAUAUUGGGGGGGAUCUUGUUCAUACCAGGGUUUUACUAUACACGGAUUGCUUAUUACGCUUACAAGGGCUACAAAGGUUUUUCUUUCUCCAAUAUACCACCUGUUUAGGGUUCGAAUCAUCUUGUACACCUUUUUAAUUUCAGUAUGUACAUUUUUGUCUCUCUUGUUUUUGUACUUGUAGUUGAUGGUUUUUCUUGCUAUAUGAAAUAAGAACACGAUUGUAAUGGAAACUAUAGAGUUCCUUUAUAGGAAUAGUAAAUGUGAAAUUUGUUGAUGUAUUUGGUGAUAGCAACUAAAAUUCUCAGCUGCCAUUGCUGUGAAACUGGUAUUGAGAACAAAUAAAAGAACUUCUGUUGCAUGCUAUUCCAGAUGCAUCAAAGGUUAUCA
Cynara cardunculus var. scolymus (artichoke) is the source of this 783-nucleotide messenger RNA. RefSeq names its product transmembrane protein 230. The record is from RefSeq and is a predicted model, not a curated record. The transcript is spliced from 2 exons. Bases 187 to 504 code for a protein of 105 amino acids. Gene Ontology annotation, cellular component: endomembrane system. Lineage: Eukaryota; Viridiplantae; Streptophyta; Magnoliopsida; Asterales; Asteraceae.